AUGAGUAGCUCCUGGUUUAUGGUGCAACGUGAAAUGAUAAUUGGCCAAUUUGCUAACCCAUUUUGCUUGCCAUCUAUUGAGCUUCUGGGGUUGUUUAAAGUUUGGGCAGAAAAAGUCGACAAAACGUCGCAACAACCAACAACCAGAUCACAGAGAGCAAGAGGAAGCUCAGACAACCCACAAACAGCAACCCCACCGACGUCGUCCAGACAAGAAAGAAUAGCAGCACCACCUCCCUUUCCCCAACCAGACGUAACCCGACUCUACACCAGAGAACAAGCAGACGCUUUCUACGAAGCCAGAACACGUUGGCUACAGUACUAUGCAGGAAGCCACCCACAGCUACUGCCCACAACACAACACAAUCCCCCAGUAACCAUAGAAAACCUCUACGACGAGAACAAUUUUGAAGAGUUUGCAGCAGGCGGCAACCCGAUACCACCUCCCACUCCACAGAUACUCCCUGCCGCACCUGCUCCAUCCCACAUCCCACAACCACACACCAUGUCUAACGCUGCAACCCCCAAACCCACGAUAAUUGGGAAAAUUGAUGACUUUGAUGGAACCCCAGAUAGAGCCCAAAGGUGGAUAUCGUCCACCGAUCUACACUUUGAUAUCAACGACACCAUCUACAACUCCGACAAGAAAAAGGUAUAUGUGGCCCUCAGCUACAUGAAGGACGGCAAUGCUGCCUCAUGGAGCGAAGCCAAGAUGACCAAAUACAAAGAGAAAAAUGCCUAUCCCACAUGGGCAGACUUUAUGAAAACCUUUAUAGCCAGUUUCAGAACAGCAAACAUCAAAGAUUAA
Serpula lacrymans var. lacrymans S7.9 is the source of this 807-nucleotide messenger RNA. RefSeq lists its product as uncharacterized. The transcript is spliced from 2 exons. Bases 1 to 807 code for a protein of 268 amino acids. The record is from RefSeq and is a predicted model, not a curated record. Lineage: Eukaryota; Fungi; Basidiomycota; Agaricomycetes; Boletales; Serpulaceae.